Messenger RNA from Nilaparvata lugens (brown planthopper), 1167 nucleotides. RefSeq names its product 60S ribosomal protein L7 (gene RpL7). Lineage: Eukaryota; Metazoa; Arthropoda; Insecta; Hemiptera; Delphacidae. Bases 311 to 1117 code for a protein of 268 amino acids. Gene Ontology annotation, molecular function: structural constituent of ribosome; RNA binding. The transcript has 7 exons. Gene Ontology annotation, biological process: maturation of LSU-rRNA from tricistronic rRNA transcript (SSU-rRNA, 5.8S rRNA, LSU-rRNA). Gene Ontology annotation, cellular component: cytosolic large ribosomal subunit. The record is from RefSeq and is a predicted model, not a curated record.
UUUCCGCUGUAGGGUUUUCGUGUCUACGAUAUGGCGUCGGUGUAAGUAUAAAAUGAUUAUUUUUAUCCAAUUGCAUCUACCUAAUUUGCAUUCAAAAAUAAUUUUAACUCAUUUAAAGCUUGUAUCAUUAAAAUUUAUACAUUAACAAAUAUCAUCAAUCUAUUCUUGAAUGUUUCAUUUUCAAUUGAACUGUGACAUGUCUUCAAAGUUUGGUUAUGAUUUCACGACUUAAUACUUAUGUCAUUAAAUUAUAAUUCUCUAUCUAAAUACUCCUUAUUUAUUUGAUAUAUUUUAAAACUCUGUCUUUAGAAUGAGUAAGAAAGAAGCCACUCCUAAGAAGGACACCAAGAAGGAUUCCACACCUGCAAAGGAUGGCGCCAAGAAGGUGGCUGGCAAAAAGUUGCCUGCUGUUCCAGAAUCUAUCAUGAAGAGGAGGAAAGCCAGGCUUGUUCGUAAGGCUUCCUUAUUGAAGAAAACACUCAAGAAAAAGGCGUUGAAUCACAAGAAACGUAUCCAGAUCUUCAAGCGUGCUGAAAAGUACGUCAAACAGUACAGAAGCAAAGAAAGGGACCUGAUUCGUCUGAAUCGCCAGGCCAGGAACAAGGGCAACUACUUCAUUCCUGGUGAAGCCAAGUUGGCUUUUGUCAUCAGAAUCAGAGGUGUGAACCAAGUAUCCCCGAAGGUCAGGAAAGUUCUCCAGCUAUUCAGACUGAAGCAGAUCAACAAUGGUGUCUUCGUCAAAUUGAACAAGGCCACCAUUAACAUGUUGAGAAUAUGCGAGCCAUAUAUCACAUGGGGCCAUCCCAACCUGAAGAGUGUCAGGGAGCUGAUCUACAAGCGUGGUUUCGCCAAGGUCAAGGCUCAGCGUAUUCCCAUCACAUCCAACGAGAUCAUUGAGAAGAAACUCGGAAGCCACAAUAUCAUCUGUGUCGAAGACUUGAUUCACGAAAUCUUCACAGUCGGCUCAAAAUUCAAAUACGCUUCAAACUUCCUAUGGCCCUUCAAGUUGAACACACCGACUGGUGGAUGGAGAAAGAAGACCAACCACUACGUCGAGGGUGGUGAUUUCGGUUGCCGAGAGGACAAGAUCAAUGCCCUUCUUAGGCGUAUGGUUUAAACUCUGAUAAUAAAUGACUAUUUGUUAAUAAAUGAGGUUUCUACUCUGAA